UGAGAAUAAAAAUAUCUAUAUUAGAGUAGAAUAGGGAGAACAAAUCAAGAAAGAUUGAUCCAUUAUUAUUCACAAGAGAAGGAAUAUUGUUAACAUACACAAAAUUACAACAACUAUUCUGUUUGUUUGUUUUUUUAUCAUAGAAUAAAGAGUAUGUAUUAAUUUAACCAGAAAACAUUGAAUUUGUAAAGAAAAUUAAACAAACGAAAUCAAAUAAAUAAUUUAGUAUUAUCUAUGAAAAUUUCUCAAUAAUUUAAUGUUGAUAACGAUAAUCAUAUUAAUAUUUAAAUAUAAUCAAUGACAAUUGGAUCCUUAUUCAUUUUGACGUCAAAUCAAUGCAACAACACCAACAAGAACAGAAAAAAAAGAACACAAAUUUAAUGAAAACCAUAUUCGAUUUUUAAUUGAAAAGAGAAAAAUCAUUUCCAUUUGGUUUUAUCAGCUUACAUUCAGUUAUCUAUCGGUUUUUUUCUAAUAUCCUUUCUCAUCUAUUGAUCGCCUAUCACUAUUUGCUAAUAUUAUUACAAUUAAUGUAAAUCUAAGUAACAAUAUGUGUGUGUUUUCAUUUGAUUUCAUAAAUUCCUGUAAAGAAAUUAAUCACUGCUUUUAAAGUAAAAAGAAAAGAAAAGAGAAUAAAGAAAAAAAAGAGAAAAAAGAAAAAAAAUGACAAAUUCUGAAAUUUCUUCAAUGAUUUUUAAACAAGAAUCUAUUAUUAAUGAGAAUUCACCUACAACUUCUUCAACAAAUUCAACUAUACAACAAUUUUAUUCAAAUAAUAAUCAUCCUUUAAAUUCAGAUAAUACUUAUUUAAAUGAACAAGAAUUGAAUUUAAAUAAUUUUGUAUACACAACAAUAAAUAAUACAAUGUCAGUAAAUAAAAUCAAUUCAAUGUUAUCAAUAUCAAAUAAUUUAUUAGAGAAAACAUUUAAUCAUCAUCAUCAUCAUCCUCACCAUCAUCCAUUUAUUCAUUUAAAUUUAACUAAUCAAUUAAAUAAUCAUUAUCAUCUUCAACAUAAUCAUCAAUCAAUGAAUGAUAUAGAAAAUUUAGAAUUUAUUCAUUCUAUACAACAACAAAAUGAAUUGAAUUAUUCAACCCAAACCCCAAUAUCAUCGUCAUCAUCAUCAUCAUCAGAAUCAGAAUCAUCAUUAACUCGUACCGAUAAUAAUAAUAAUAAUAAUAAUAAUAAUAAUAAUAAUAAUAAUUUAAAGAAUAGUCUAAUUAACUUGCCAACAUCAUCAUCAUCAUCGUCGUCAUUAUUCACAUCGACACACGCAUCAAAAUCUUCUACGUCCAAUUUUUCACAUCGUCAUCAAAAUCCGAGAACAACAGUGACUAUGGGAAUAGGUACACUAACUACUACUACCACAACUACGACUACCACUACCACUACGACUGCGACAAAAAGUUCAACUAUAAUAAAUCGUUUGACUGAUAAUAAAGACUGUAAAGAAUAUGGAAAUCCGUUACGUUCAACUGUACAAAAUCGAUUAAGUAAUCAUUCACAUUCCCAUCCACAUCAUCAUCAUCACCAUCAUGUUCAUCAUUAUAGAACAGCAUCAAUUUGUUCAAGAGCAUCAUAUAUGUGUCGUAAGUGUAAAACACAUGGACAUAAUAUUCCAGUUAAACGACAUAAACGUACAUGUCCAUAUACAAAUUGUAAAUGUAUUAAAUGUCAUCUUGUUGAUCAAGGUAGAAAAGUUGUCGCCAAACAAAUAGCUCUUUAUCGUGAUCAAACUGGUAAUUCACAUCAACGUGAUACACAUGAACAACAAACAAGUUUGAAUCGUGUACAAGCAUCUGCUAACAUUCACUGGUUACAGACAUCUACAGAAGCGGUAGCAUCGUCACCGUCGUCAAUGACAACAAUAGCUACUACGACUACAACUGCCUUACCUAUUGCUGCUACCAAUCUGGAACGAAAUAGAAUUGAUGAGGCAAAAAUGAAUAAAAAUGUAACUACAACUCGAAACACUACUCGUGUAUCUAGUACUACUGGAUUACAUAAUCCUACUUUUUGUGAUGAAAGAGUCAAUCCAACGUUAGUUCAGUUAUCAACUCAUUCUAAUUCAUUACGAUCAAUGGUGACAAUGAUGGACGAUAAACAAACAAUUACAUCUGGUCCACAUUGUCGACGAUGUCGUAAUCAUUCAAUAGCUGUUACAUGGAAAGGACAUAAGAAAACUUGUCCAUUUAGAAAUUGCCCAUGUGAUCCAUGUCGAUUGAUUAACGUCAGAAAAGAUACAGAAAAAACACUUAGGGAAAUGGUAAGUCACAAUGAAUUAAAACCUUUCACUAAUGUUUUCAAAGAAAAUCGUAACAAUUAUUCAACCCCUAAAUUGGAAUCAAUUGUACAAAGUAAUUCAACGUUGAAUGAUACAAAUAUUCAAACAGAAUAUGCAUAUAAGCCAUCAAUUAAUCUAUAUAAUAAUAAUAGUAAUAAUAAUAAUAGUAAAAUCAAUGUAGAUCAUCCUAAUGGAAAUGAAAAAACUGGAGAGAAUUUAAUCAAUCAACAAAUAAAUGAGAGUUUAUUACUAUCAAGACCACCUAAAUCAUCACCAUGUUUAACACAAUUAUUACAUGAUAAUCUCAGCAACAACGAUAGUAAUAAUAAUAAUAAUCUAUUUGUGAAUACAACCCGUUCACAAUUAAGUCACAAAUUAAAUUCACGAUCAAAUUCUAUCGAUUCAAUUUUAUCACAAAAUAGUUCAGAGAAUUAUCCUAAUGAAUCAUUAUUACCUACAUCUUCUUAUCAAUUAUCAACAACACUUUUUAAUGGGAAUCAUAUAAAAGAACAAACAAAUUCAAUAAUAUCAAAAUCAAUAACACCAUUAAAAAAUUCAAAUCUUUUAACUGUUCGUGAAAUAAAUCAUCUUUCAUCAUCUGAUUGGUGGAUUCAAUCAACAAAUUUAUUACAUAAUAUACCAACUACUUUAACAUCAGUAUUAUCACCAUCAUCAUCAUUAUCGAUUUCUGUAAAUAAUCCUGUACAGAAUCAAUUGACUACUAUGAAUUCAAUUGAUUGUGUACAAUAUGAUACAAGUUUAGGAUAUAUUCAUCAAAAAAUCAAUAAUAAUAAUAAUAGUACAGAAUUUGAUUCUGCAAUCACAACAGAUUUUUCACAAUUGAACUCAAUAGAAGAUUAUUAUGAGUCACCAAUUCUAAAAAGUGGUUUAACCAACGAAGCCAAUGUUAAUUUUCAUUAUAAUGAUAAUGAUAAUAAAAACUAUUAUUAUGAUAAUUCUGAUUAUUUUGGUCCUACUAUCGAUUUUAGAAAUCCAUCGCCUUAUUUAUGCAGAAUAAAUCGAUAUCAAGCAUACAAUCCCACAACAAAUAACUUAAAUAGUAAUAUAAACAUACCUGUCAAUAAUAAUAACAGUUGUGCUAAUCAUGGUAAUAACCCCAUGAACAAUAAAUUCGGUUCAUAUUUCACAUCGCAAUUACCUAGCGAAACCGCUUUCUAUUGUCCUGAACGAGUUUCAGCCGUGGCGGCAGCAGCAGCAGCCGCCGCGGCGAUGGUUGCAAUGACACCGGCUAUCAAUAAUUCGCCAAGACGAUGUUCUCAUCAUCAUUACCAUCAUCAUCAUUGUCACGCACAUACACAUUGUCAUAUUAAUCAAAAUUUUCGAGAAGAUAUUCAACAACGACAUGGACAAGAUGAUGACUAUGAUGAUGAAGAUGAUGAUGUCGUUGAUAAUGACGAUUUAUUGAAUGAAACAAAUACUAUUGAUGCUAAACGUUAUCAUCAUUAUCACCAUAUGUACAAUCAACCCGUCUCAAUUCAGCAUCAACAUCACAAACCGUAUGAAACAUUAGAUCCUGAGUUAUAUUCAAAUUUAGGACAAAACAGGACAGUUAGGGAAGAAUGUCCUCCUAUUGAUAGUGAGAUUCAUGUACCAUCAAUCGAUAAAACAUGCAUAAUAACUGGAAAUUCACUACCUUAUAUUGAUGAGUAUCAAGGUUCACCAGUAGAACACUAUUCAAAGUUUAACAGAUCACCAAGAGAUUGGAUAAAUAAAGAAACAGAUGAUAUUCGAAUAUCUCAAGAAGAAUUAACAACACUAAUACGACAUACUGGUAAUAAUAGUAGAAAACAUGAGUUACCACCAACUACAACAUUCCAACCAGUUUCUUCUACAAAUUAUAUGUCCUUAGCAUUUAAUCAACUUGCUGUAGACAAGUUUCAUGAUCCAAAUUUAAACACAGUUUCAUCGGCUUCAUCAUUUAUGUCUCCCGAGGUAAAUAGUAGUUUACCAGUUUCUUUUCCGCGCCUUCCUACGAAUAUACCCGAAUCACGAACCCUGGAUUAUUCAAAUACAAUAUGGAGAAAUCAUUCUAAUCUUAAAAUGAAUCAUCUGUUGUCUGAUGCACACACACAAAUCAGUAUAUCUGAUAAUACUCAUGUUACUGAUGAUGGCAUUGAUGAUGAAGAUAAUGAUAAACAGCCAAACUCAAGAGUCUCAUUAAAUCAUUCAAUGACUAAUUCAAAAUUGGAAUAUUCAAGACACAUUAUCAAUCAGUCUGAACAUGGUAGUGAUGUGAAUUUAUCAGCUUGGUCAUUGCUACAGUUUAGUAAUGAUAACAAUCAAGCAAUGAUCGAUAAUAAUAAUAAUAAUAAUCAUUCAAAUAUAUUGAUGAGCAGUGAGAAUGUUGAAUCAACCAAUAGAAUUAGAGAUGAAAAUUCAAUAUUGAACGGAUGAUUUGACUUUUCAAGUUUCCUACCGCUAGAAUUCGGCCAAUCUUGCCUAAUAUUAUAAAAGGGAGAGAGAGAGAGAAAAAAAAGAUUGUGACACAACAUUUCAAUUAAAAGUUUUAAAGAAAUACUCACAUUCCAUUCUGUUUCUCAUCAUCAUUUUUAUACAAAGUUAGCUGAUGUUUUCUUUUAACAGUACAAAAAUAUUAAAAUGAUACAUUCCAUGCAU
Molecule: messenger RNA, 4920 nt
Organism: Schistosoma spindalis
Lineage: Eukaryota; Metazoa; Platyhelminthes; Trematoda; Strigeidida; Schistosomatidae
Source: the annotation of a GenBank genome assembly